AUGAAUGACAAUCAUCUGACUAGUCCGCUUUCAUCUUCUGAUAAUAACUUUUAUACUUCAAUAGUGGAUUCAAAUCAUCAACAAUCAUCAAACAACAAUAAUAGUAAUAAUAAUAAUAAUAAUAAUAAUAAUAAUAAUAACAACAACAACAGUAACAAUAAUAACGACCACAUCACAUCACCGACUUCAUCCUCUUCUUCAUCAAGUUCGAUCUCCUUGGAUAAAUAUCAUGAACCUUCAUCCAUGGAAAAAUUGCAUAAUAAAUUAUCUUUAAAUUCAAAUACUGCUAAUAAUAGUAUAUCUUUACCACCAAUAUCCUCAUUUGAUAAUUUAGUAAGAGCCGCUGAAAAACAAUACAAAAAUAGUAACAGUACUACAACGAAAAAUAAUACUAAUACUAUGAUAUCGACUACCACUUCAAGUAGUAGAUCAAAUAGUGAUACAAACAUUUCAAUGUCAUUUCAAGAUUUAGCUUCCUCUGCAAAUAACAAGAAAAUAUCAAAACCAAGAAAGAAAAAGCAAUGUCCCAUUUGUAAUAAUUUUUACGCAAAUUUAUCAACUCAUAAAUCAACACAUCUAACACCAGAAGAUAGACCACAUAGAUGUCCCGUUUGUGAAAGAGGCUUUGCUAGAAAUAAUGAUCUUAUUAGACACAAAAAAAGACAUUGGAAAGAUGAAAUUAAUGUCGCUGGUGAACAUGAUCAAUUGAAAUCUUUACAUCAAAUUAAAGGGACUUUUAAAUGUCCUUAUAACUCCACCUUGAUUCAACUCGAUAUGGAAAUUUAUCCAUUCAAAUCAAAAUCUCUGAAUUUUGAAACUUCAAAUUGUCAUCAAACUGGUAUCUUCUCUCGUUGUGACACUUUCAAAAAUCAUUUAAAAGCUUUACAUUUCGAAUAUCCUCCAGGAACAAAGAAAAAAGAUAGAAACGUCGUAAGUGGAAGAUGUAAACAUUGUGGUUUGAAAUUCGAUAAUGUUGAAGUUUGGCUAAGUGACCAUGUCGGUAAAACUUGUGGGUACAUUUAUCAUUAA
This is a messenger RNA of Kazachstania africana CBS 2517, 1029 nucleotides long. RefSeq names its product Stp3p (gene STP3). Gene Ontology annotation, molecular function: chromatin insulator sequence binding. Gene Ontology annotation, biological process: regulation of transcription by RNA polymerase II. The record is from RefSeq and is a predicted model, not a curated record. Gene Ontology annotation, cellular component: chromosome. NCBI's taxonomy places the organism in Eukaryota, Fungi, Ascomycota, Saccharomycetes, Saccharomycetales, Saccharomycetaceae. The coding region runs from base 1 to 1029 and encodes 342 amino acids. The transcript has a single exon.